CCGGGCCGCGCCCCGAGCGAGCCUCGGAAAUGCCCGCGCCGGGGGAGCGGACGGCGGCUGCCCCGCGGGCCCCGAGGAGACGCUGAAGGUCGCCGGGAGGGAGGGGAGAGCGCGCGGUCACCUGACCCCCGGGGCGCACCUAGGCGGGGCGGGGCCCAUGCGAGGCGGAGGCCGGGGGCCGGGGCGCGGGCUCAGGGGCCGGGUGCGGAGCGCGCGGAGCCGGGGCUGCGGGGACGCGGGCGGGCGAGGUCGGGCACCGCGGGCGGCCUCGCCAUGUCCCAGCCCGCGGGGAGGAGGCAUUGCCGAAAGGCGGGGAUCCGCGCCGCCGUGGUGCUCAUCGGACUCCUGCACAAAUCCCGGAGGCAGAAUAAAGAGAAAAGGAAGCAGGAGCUGGCCAACAGCUCGGAUGUGACCCUCCCAGACCGGCCGCUGUCCCCUCCUCUCACGGCACCUCCCACCAUGAAGUCGUCGGAGUUCUUUGAGAUGCUGGAGAAAAUGCAGGGGAUCAAGCUUGAAGAGCAGAAGCCGGGACCCCAGAAGAACAAGGAUGACUACAUCCCAUACCCCAGCAUUGACGAGGUUGUGGAGAAGGGAGGCCCGUACCCUCAGGUCAUCCUGCCACAGUUUGGGGGCUAUUGGAUCGAGGACCCGGAGAACGUGGGCACCCCAACGUCGCUGGGGAGCAGCAUCUGUGAGGAGGAGGAAGAGGACAACCUCAGCCCCAACACGUUCGGCUACAAGCUCGAGUGCAAGGGUGAAGCCAGGGCCUACCGGAGGCACUUCCUGGGGAAGGAUCAUCUAAACUUUUACUGUACUGGCAGCAGCCUGGGGAACUUGAUCCUGUCCGUCAAGUGCGAGGAAGCAGAGGGGAAGGAGUACCUCCGGAUCAUCCUCAGGUCCAAACUGAAGACGGUACAUGAGCAGAUCCCCUUGGGUGGACUGAGCAAGCUUCCCAGUGUCCCGCAGAUUGCAAAGGCUCUCUGUGACGAUGCAGUGGGACUGAGAUUCAACCCUGUCCUGUACCCCAAGGCCUCCCAAAUGAUUGUGUCCUAUGAUGAGCAUGAAGUCAACAACACAUUCAAAUUCGGAGUCAUUUAUCAAAAAGCCAGGCAGACCCUGGAGGAGGAGCUAUUUGGGAACAAUGAGGAGAGCCCAGCUUUUAAGGAGUUCUUGGACCUGCUGGGGGACACGAUCACACUGCAGGAUUUCAAAGGUUUCCGAGGAGGCCUGGAUGUGACCCACGGACAGACAGGGGUGGAAUCAGUGUAUACGACAUUCCGGGACAGGGAGAUCAUGUUUCACGUUUCCACAAAGCUGCCAUUUACCGAGGGAGACGCCCAGCAGCUCCAGAGAAAGAGACACAUUGGAAAUGACAUCGUGGCCAUCAUCUUCCAAGAGGAAAACACACCGUUUGUCCCAGACAUGAUUGCCUCCAAUUUCUUACAUGCCUACAUCGUCGUGCAGGUGGACACCCCGGGCACAGAGACCCCAUCCUACAAGGUCUCUGUCACUGCGCGGGAAGAUGUGCCCACCUUUGGUCCACCUCUGCCCAGCCCCCCUGUUUUCCAGAAGGGCCCGGAGUUCAGGGAGUUUCUGCUCACCAAGCUCACCAAUGCCGAGAACGCCUGCUGCAAGUCGGACAAGUUUGCAAAGCUGGAGGACCGGACCAGGGCUGCCCUCCUGGACAACCUUCACGAUGAGCUCCACGCCCACACACAGGCCAUGCUGGGACUGGGCCCAGAGGAGGACAAGUUUGAGAAUGGAGGCCACGGGGGGUUCCUGGAGUCUUUUAAGAGGGCCAUCCGCGUACGCAGCCACUCCAUGGAGACCAUGGUGGGCGGCCAGAAGAAGUCGCACAGCGGGGGCAUCCCCGGCAGCCUCAGCGGGGGCAUCCCCCACAACAGCAUGGAGGUCACCAAGACCACCUUCUCGCCUCCAGUGGUGGCGGCAACGGCGAAGAACCAGUCACGGAGUCCCAUCAAGCGACGCUCGGGGCUCUUCCCCCGCCUGCACACGGGCUCAGAAGGCCAGGGCGACAGCCGGGCACGAUGUGACAGCACAUCCAGCACACCCAAGACCCCGGAUGGUGGACACUCCUCUCAGGAGAUAAAGUCUGAGACCUCAUCCAAUCCCAGCUCUCCGGAAAUCUGCCCCAACAAGGAGAAGCCCUUCAUGAAGUUGAAGGAAAACGGCCGCGCCAUCUCCCGCUCCUCCUCCAGCACCAGCAGCGUCAGCAGCACUGCAGGGGAGGGCGAGGCCAUGGAGGAGGGCGACAGUGGGGGCAGCCAGCCGUCCACAACCUCACCCUUCAAGCAGGAGGUGUUUGUCUACAGCCCAUCCCCGAGCAGCGAGAGCCCCAGCCUGGGCGCAGCUGCCACCCCAAUCAUCAUGAGCCGGAGUCCCACAGAUGCCAAAAGCAGAAACUCCCCGAGAUCGAACCUGAAAUUCCGCUUUGACAAGCUCAGCCAUGCCAGCUCUGGUGUGGGUCACUAAUGUGAAAGUGGAGUCCUUCGCCUGUCCAAGGGAAGCCCCUCUUCUGUCCUGGAAAAGGCUCCUGUUCCAGCAGUUUGGGAGUGCCGUCCACGACCCUGACAGUCCCAGCCCCGCCGCUCCCCGGCCACCUGCCCACAGAUGUGCUGUUGGUCCAGGUGUCCCAGUCUAGCCACAGCCCUGCCUCUGCCCUCACCUACAUGUCCUCCCAGGACCUCCCAUCUCUGGACGAGGCCUCCUUCCUCAGGUUCCUCCUGCUGCUGACCUCCCAGUGUGAUGUCUGGGUCCCUUAUCAUCCUAUUCAUCCUGGAGAGGAAAAGUGUUGGGCAAAGGGGGAUCUGGGGGGAGCUUAGCAGUGACUGGGGAGCUGGUCUGCCUCAGAGACGGAGUUGGGGGUGGGAGCAGAUCCUCGGUGAGGGUCUUGGCCACAGGGGCAGUGCCUUCCUGAACGUGGCAGGCUUUGCUACCAGAAGCGCAGUCGGUGGUGGAGGCGUCAUGUUCCCAGGAGCCAAGAUUCGUAGCAUCCUUGAGGCCAUCCUGAUAAAAUUCGGCGCUAUUGCCCCCGUAUCUCUGGAGCUCUAAACCGUCUAUCUGCUUCUGUGCUGAACGCCUUUCCCAUCUGCUGACAUAGGCCCAGGGCUGCCCUGCCCCUGCUGCCAGUGUACCGUGAGCGGGGCUCCAGCCAGUUCAGGCUCAGAGCCAGAGCUGGACGGGCCGGGACCGUGCUGCACACUUCCUGGACUCUGGCAGGAACUUUGGGUCCCACCCAGUUUCUCCUGAUUUUGGCUGCUGCGGGGUGGCUGGUGGGGGAGGGGCAGUCCCAGAGGCAGUCUCUUCCCUUUGAGAAGAUAUUUUUCCCACAAAGGGGUGGGAAGCCGGGAGUGAGAAGGAAUUCAGGGAGCGCCAAGGAGUCAGUGCUGGGAUGCUGCUUGUUGGAGUCAGUGCUGGGAUGCUGCUUGUUGGAGUCAGUGCUGGGAUGCUGCUUGUUGGAGUCAGUGCUGGGAUGCUGCUUGUUGGAGUCAGUGCUGGGAUGCUGCUUGUUGGAGUCAGUGCUGGGAUGCUGCUUGCUGGUUGAGGAAAACCUCAGGGCCUGAGGGCCAGGCCAGAGCCCAGGUCUCUGCUGAGAGGGGAGGUUCAAAGAAGACGUAGUUAUCUCUCCUCCCCACUUACGUGGGGAGAGAGGUGAGUGGGGGAUGACUUGUGGGUUCUGAUCAGGCCCCUGGGUGGGGAAGGGGCACAGUGUCCCUCAGCAGCUUAUGCCCCUGGAGUCUUGGGGGGCCCAGCCUGGCCCUGGGGCCUUUUCCAGCUACUGUGCCCUUGGGCAGCUGCGUCUGGGGCUCAACCCCCACAAUCCUAUUCCCCUCUCCAGCUGCAGGUCUGUAGGCAGCUGUCAUAUCUGAAGGGUUCCUGCAACCUGGGCCCCAUCUGGGUGUGGUUCAGACCCUGUGACCCACGUGCCACCCCCACCCUCUGCAGAGCCCCCUUGCUGGGACAGCCAGCUCACCUCCGAGGACACCCCCCCCGGCUUCUCCCACUUCCGAGUCUGCAGCGCCACGGGCUUCUCUGCCGAUGGGCCCGGGUUGGGGUUAAGGUGGGCAUCCUCCAGGUAAAAUGAGCCUGAAGAGCAGCUUUCAGUGCAGACGGGGCUGCAGAGUGACACUGGCUGGGCACCUGCCCCAUGACCGAUGACAAGGAUUUCCAGCCGAAUGCUUUAUUCCCGUAGGGAUCUGGACCUAUGCCCAAGAUACAAAUACUACACUUUUUUUUUUUUAACUGACAUUGUGAAAUUCUCCCCAUUGCUUUUGCCAUUCAAGCAACAUUGCGAUCUUUCUUCCCCGCCACGUGUGUGGGAAUGAUUGAGUCCUGUCUGCAGGCUGGAGAGUUCUCCCUUCACUAGUACUUUCCCUAAAGUACUAGUCUAGUAACAUUUAUUCUUGUUAGAAGGUCAACAAAAUAUCUGUUUAGCUUUUAUGAAGAGUCACCGUAGCAGCCCCCACGGCUGGAAAGAGGCCCGUACAUUCCGGCCGUGUUUUGUUGGCUCGGCUUCUGGAGGCACCGGAAAGGUCAAACUGCAUUUCUUUAAGAACAGAUGCAGGCUCCGGCUUGCCGCUCUGGGAAGCCGGCAUUACAGUUGCUUGGUGGAUGGGCCGUGUCACAUUGCCAUCUGAGGUCCUCUGGGGUUUCCAGGUUGUCACCACGCUGUCCCAUUUGGGAAUCUUAUACCUGCCUGUCCCCACUGUGCUGGCUGACCCUUGCUGCCUGCUGCCUCCUGGGAGGGCUUUGUCCCUGCCUCUAAGCUGGUGGGCAGGAUGGCUGGGUGGCCCCUAGAGAAGCAGAGACCUGAGAUGGGGUCUCCACGCCCGCUUUGCUAUUGGAGUGAUCUGAACAGGACCCCAAAUGCCUCUUCCCUGUGAUCAUGCCUCACUAUCUCUAGAAGCUCCAUCCUGUGGCUUCCAGAGUCUGCAUUUCCAGCCCACCUGGGCAGUGCUGAGAGGGAGGAGGAGAACAAGGAUGGCCCAGCCUCCCCUCCCUCCCCUAGACCACGGGGCAGGCAGCUCGGGUUCCUGGAGGGCUGUUUCCCCCAUGCUCUCCCUACAUCUGCUCUGAUCUCAAAUGUCUUUCCUUUUAUGCUGCGCCCGGUCUUGGGGCUCAAAGAUUUGCUCAGACCUCAUUGGCCCUUGUGACUAGGCUCAUCUAGAUGGUGCUCUUGCUGGUGUUUGAGGUAUUUCCACUGUGAUCUCCACGAGGGGAUGUUUUCCGGGACACAUCUCCGGCUCUGGGAACUGCCUGACUCACUGAAGAAACUACUUUUCAGGCACUGUAGGGCCACCCAUAUGCCUCCAGCUCAGUUGACGCUUAAAAACAGGUGCGGAAAAGCUCGCGAUGGCAAGUCUUAACGAGAGUGUCUGUCUAUGCCAGUGAAUGUAAAAAUGACAUUUCUUGAAAAAGAUUCAGUGGUUCAGCUUUGUCAGCAUCAUCUCAACACCCAUGCCUGCUGGUUCCUUUUAGCAUCUCAUCCAACCAUGUCAUCGUCCAGAUGAGAAAUCUUAGCCCAGGUGAGGGGAAUAACUUGCUUCAGGUCACACAGCUGGCUGGUGGCAAAGCUGGGAUUAGAACCCUCAACCCAGGGUCCCUUCCUCUGCAGCGCCUACAUGGUUGGUUGAAUAAGUGGCUGCGUUUCCUGGGGCCCUGGGUUUGGGGGAAGCCAGUUAGCUGCUGCCUUGGCACUGGCGUGGAGGUGAGCAGUCAAGGAUGCUGGUGAGGCCGCAGUUUCUGCUCUUUUUCGCCAGGAGGGAUAGUCUCUUGGAUUUUUCAGUGAGGACCCUUGGGCUUUGGAUGCAGCUUGAACUGAGAAAACGAGGAGGGAAAGGGAUUCAGUGAACUGUUUCUCAGCGGGAUUGGUUCUUCAGCUCCAGUGUGUAAUGGGGGCGGAGGCCAGGGAAAAAGAUGCUGUUCACCCACCCUCAGCUUCCCUUUUCCUAAAUUAAGAGGAAAAGUGGUCAAAGAAAAACUCUUCAUUUCUCCCUGUUUCUUAAACGAAGCUUGUUAAUAGAAACUCAGGCUCCCGUGACAAGGCAGGACAACAGCCUGUUUCACUUUCCUCCCCCGACCCUGCCAGGUGCCAGCUCAAACACUACCUUUCUCAUUGCUUUCUAAGUCAGUCGAGACAGAUCUGUUUUAAGCAGUCGGGGGUUCGAGUAGAUCUCAUGGGUACAGGCGGCCAGCAGGGACCAGGCCAGUCAGCCAUGCUCAGGACCCCUCGGCUCCUCCCCCCAGCCUCUAGCUACCCCGUAUUGAGGCAGGGGGAGGCCAGUACAGUUUGCCAAGGCUGAUCCUGCAGCCUGGUGGGGCUGGCUGGGGUAUUCUUUUACCAAGCUCUGUUUUACCGCCAGCCCCUUGUCCACCCCGAUCCCACGUCUCCCUCCCUUCAGCUGGACCGUGUGCCCCUUUGGGAGCAAGAAGACAAGCCCCGCUAGGGCCAAGGGCAGCAGAGCCCUGCCGAGUGAGAGGCUGUGGGGCGGCGGCUCUGUCCUGUGCCUUACCAGCCCUGGGGAGGGGGCCAUUUGGCUGGAAGACUGGAAUUUAAUUGCCAUCGUCUUUGAUUUUGUGACAUUUCUGCUUGGAAGCGUGAAUCCUCCCCCUUCCUGCUCCGUAGCAUGUGUGCAGCUCUCUCGUCUUGGGUGUUACCCUUGGACACUCCAGCUCGGGGACUGCUGGCGUGUGAGUGUGCAGAUUCCCCUGUGUGGUCGAACCUAAGAACUGUGGCUUGGAAGUGAUGCUCCACGUGACAACGACUUUCCUUUCUUUCCUCUUAGUGAGGAGGUGAUUCGUAGAUCCCAACUGCCUAUGUAAUGUAAAUAAUGUACAUUUAAUUUAUUGCUAUGGUAGCACAUUGUAUUUGUUAAUGUACAAAACAAAUUCUAAAAGGUUGACAAAUGUAUAUUUUGUUGCUUAAAUGUGUCUUUGCAGAAAUUGACAAUAAAUAACAUAUUUUGUGUCCA
Molecule: messenger RNA, 6992 nt
Organism: Nomascus leucogenys (northern white-cheeked gibbon)
Lineage: Eukaryota; Metazoa; Chordata; Mammalia; Primates; Hylobatidae
Gene: RAP1GAP2
Product: RAP1 GTPase activating protein 2
Exons: 24
Coding region: 274-2493 (739 amino acids)
Biological process (GO): regulation of small GTPase mediated signal transduction; activation of GTPase activity
Cellular component (GO): cytoplasm; plasma membrane
Molecular function (GO): GTPase activator activity
Source: RefSeq, a predicted model, not a curated record